AUGCUGUUUUCCUGGAGAGAAGGCCCAGGAGCUCAGCUUUUGCUGCUCGCUCUUCUGCUCCUCGCAGCCUGGGAGUCGGGGAGCGGCCAGGUCCAUUACUCGGUUCCCGAGGAGGCAAAACACGGCACCUUCGUGGGCCGCAUCGCCCAGGACCUAGGACUGGAGCUGGCGGAGCUGGUGCCCCGCCUGUUCCGGGUGGCGUCCAAAGGCCGCGGGGAUCUUCUGGAGGUAAAUCUGCAGAAUGGCAUUUUGUUUGUGAAUUCUCGGAUCGACCGGGAAGAGCUGUGCGGGCGGAGCGCGGAGUGCAGCAUCCACCUGGAGGUGAUCGUGGACCGGCCGCUGCAGGUGUUCCAUGUGGAGGUGGAAGUUACAGAUAUUAACGACAACCCGCCUGUGUUCCCAGAAAGUGAAAAAAGAAUAAUCAUUGCUGAAUCUAGACCUCCGGAAACUCGGUUCCCGCUAGAUGGCGCAUCUGAUGCAGAUAUUGGAGUAAACUCCGCCUUGACGUACCGAGUCGAUCCCAACGAUUAUUUCACUUUGGACACACAAAAUAGUCGUGAACAAAUGUCUUCGUUAUCACUUGUGUUAAGGAAAUCACUGGACAGAGAGGAAAUUCAGGAACAUAGUUUAUUAUUGACAGCUAGUGAUGGAGGUAAACCCGAGUUGACCAGCACAGUUCAGCUGCUGAUUACAAUCCUGGAUGUGAAUGACAACACACCAGAAUUUGACCAACUAAUUUAUAAAGUGAGAAUGUUAGAGAACUCACUUAAUGGCUCAUUAGUGAUCAAACUAAAUGCCACAGACCCUGAUGAUGGUACAAAUGCAGACAUAACCUACUCAUUUAGAAGACCUGUAUCACCUGCAGUAUUAUAUGCGUUUUACAUAAAUCCCGACAGUGGAGAAAUUAGAACAAAAGGUAAAUUGGAUUUCGAAGAAAAUAAAUUGUAUGAAAUAUCCGUGGAAGCGAUUGACAAAGGGAAUAUUCCAAUGGCGGGUCAUUGUACCAUUUUGGUGGAAAUAGUAGAUAUAAAUGACAAUGCUCCAGAAGUUACCAUCACUUCUUCGGCUCUUCCGGUGCGAGAGGACGCUCAGGUGGGCACUCUCAUCGCCUUGAUCAGCGUGGCCGACCGUGACUCCGGCGCCAACGGGCAGGUGACCUGCUCCCUGAUGCCUCAUAGCCCGUUCAAGUUGGUGUCCACCUUCAAGAAUUACUAUUCACUAGUGUUGGACAACACCUUGAACCGCGAGAGCGUGGCGAAUUAUGAGGUGGUGGUGACUGCGAGGGACGGGGGCUUGCCGUCGCUCUCGGCCACAGCCAGCGUGUCCGUGGAGGUGGCCGACGUGAACGACAACGCGCCGGUGUUCGCGCAGCCCGAGUACACGGUGUUCGUGAAGGAGAACAACCCGCCCGGCUGCCACAUCUUCACCGUGUCUGCGCGAGACGCGGACGUGCAGGAGAACGCGCUGGUGUCCUACUCGCUGGUGGAGCGGCGGGUGGGCGAGCGAGCUCUGUCGAGCUACGUGUCGGUGCACGCGGAGAGCGGCAAGGUGUACGCGCUGCAGCCGCUGGACCACGAGGAGCUGGAGCUGCUGAGGUUCCAGGUGAGCGCGCGCGACGCGGGCGUGCCGCCCCUGGGCAGCAACGUCACGCUGCAGGUGUUCGUGCUGGACGAGAACGACAACGCGCCUACGCUGUUGCCGCCCGGGCCAGGCGGAGGACCCAGCGCCGUGACCCAGGUGGUGUCGAGGUCCGUGGAGGCGGGCCACGUGGUGGAGAAGGUGCGCGCGGUGGACGCCGACUCGGGCUACAACGCGUGGCUGUCGUACGAGCUGCAGCUGGCCGCGGGUGGCGCGAGCAGCCCGUUCCGCGUGGGGCUGUACACCGGCGAGAUCAGCACGACGCGCGCCCUGGACGAGGCGGACGCGCCCCGCCAGCGCCUGCUGGUGCUGGUGAAAGACCACGGCGAGCCGGCGCUGACGGCCACGGCCACCGUGCUGCUGUCGCUGGAGGACAGCGGCCAGGCGCCCAAGGCCUCUUCGCGGGCGUUGUCUGGUGCAGCUGGCGCAGAGACGGCGUUAGUGGAUGUGAACGUGUACCUGAUCAUCGCCAUCUGCGCGGUGUCCAGCCUGUUUGUGCUCACGCUGCUGCUGUACACGGCGCUGCGGUGCUCCGCGCCGCCCAGCGAAGGCACGUGCGGGCCGGUGAAGCCCAGACUGGUGAGCUCCAGCGCGGUGGGGAGCUGGUCUUACUCUCAGCAGAAGCAGCAGAGGGUGUGCUCUGGGGAGGGGCCGCCCAAGACCGACCUCAUGGCCUUCAGUCCCAGUCUUCCUCCUUGUCUGAGUUCUGCGGAUAAUACUAAUUAUUUGCUUUUGUUGAAUUCUUGA
Messenger RNA from Budorcas taxicolor (takin), 2385 nucleotides. Its product is annotated as protocadherin alpha-13-like. The transcript has 2 exons. NCBI's taxonomy places the organism in Eukaryota, Metazoa, Chordata, Mammalia, Artiodactyla, Bovidae. Gene Ontology annotation, molecular function: calcium ion binding. Gene Ontology annotation, biological process: homophilic cell-cell adhesion. Gene Ontology annotation, cellular component: plasma membrane. The record is from RefSeq and is a predicted model, not a curated record. The coding region runs from base 1 to 2385 and encodes 794 amino acids.